Messenger RNA from Pseudomyrmex gracilis, 645 nucleotides. Its product is annotated as piggyBac transposable element-derived protein 4-like. The coding region runs from base 1 to 645 and encodes 214 amino acids. Lineage: Eukaryota; Metazoa; Arthropoda; Insecta; Hymenoptera; Formicidae. The record is from RefSeq and is a predicted model, not a curated record. The transcript has a single exon.
AUGGAUAUGAAAAUAAGUGAUUCGGAUGAAUAUAUAAUUAGAAGCAGGAGAAAAGCGGCAAGAUUACGAAUACUUUCUUCCUCUUCAGACGAGGAUUUUGUUAAUGUUAUCAAUGAAGAGAACGAAUGUUCCACGGAGGAAGAAUAUUUGAUUUCUAAAUCAGAGAACGAGGAUCACGAUGAAGAAUGGCAGGAAGUAAAAGAAAGAACCGUAGUAAUAAAUGAGUAUUCAGAAGAAGAGGAAUUUUUACAUAAAAAUAUUGACUGUAAUGACCCUUUUGCCUUAUACAAACUAUUCUUCACGGAUCACAUACUAGAGAAUAUAGUUGAUGAAACAAAUAAAUAUGCUACUCAAAGUAUAAAUAAUUCUUCAUCUAGCAGUAGAAUACACCAGCAGGACUGGCAGUCUGUUACAAGAGAUGAAAUGAAUACUUUUUUUGGCAUAUUGCUUAUUAUGGGUAUUGUGCAAUUGCCAGAAAUUAGAUUGUAUUGGUCAAACAACGACAUGUAUGCGAACGCACGCAUAAAAAAGGCAAUGAGACGUGACCGUUUUCUAUUUUUAAGUUUUUACAUUUUUCGGACGAUACCACAGCCAGAACUGAAGAUCGGUUGCAUAAAAUUCGAAAUAUUAUUGAAGCAAUUGUAG